Messenger RNA from Symbiodinium sp. CCMP2456, 420 nucleotides. The record is from the annotation of a GenBank genome assembly. NCBI's taxonomy places the organism in Eukaryota, Dinophyceae, Suessiales, Symbiodiniaceae.
AUGUGGCUUCUACAUCCGCUUGGCAUUAUGUCGUUGACACCUUUUACCCCGGUAGCCACAAGCUGUAACACCAUGCCGUUUGCAAUCGCGUGUGUUGUACUGCUUACCAGCCAAGCUGUGGCGCUGACGGAGACACAGCCUCCGAUGCCGCGGCCGACGAGUGGGCAGCUGGACCACUUCAGCUACUCCAUGUACCUGGAUGACAAGACCGAGGACCCGCGACGCCUGCACCUGCCACAUCUUCGACUUCGAGCUCCCCCUGCCGGGGCACUCAGGAAAGCCGCCCAGGCUGCGCCGGUGAUCGCUGCAGCCCUCACGGAGAUCCCGGCAGUCCGGGAGCAGCUCUCUGAGUGGCUCGGCCGCGAUGUGCCGGCGGCUACCGGCCUCGCCAAGGAGCUCCUGGACCUCGCCCAGAGCGAG